GCGAAUACGACGGUCACGUUGCACUCGGCGUGGCUCGAUCUCCUCUGCAUGCCUCUGCACGCUGCCCCCUCGUCCAUCUGCCUCCUUCGACUAGUGCGUUCGACAUAUGCGAUCGACUGUUAGCACGGUGCAGUGCGGUUUUUCCUCGCGCCCGUUCCUCGUCCGUUCUCGUAGUUGCCGUGAAAUUAAAAAAAAAAAAAGAAGAAAGAAAAAAGAUAGAUGCGAAAUCGGUGGAAUUGUUCUCGUAGUUGCCGUGAAAUUAAAAAAAAAAAUAGAUGCAAAAUCGGUGGAAUCGCGCAUGCCAGUGGAACGAUCGAUUAUGAGUUAUGUGUCAUUAUACGAUGCUUCGGGAAAUCGCGAUCUACGUCGCGUGAUUCGUGAGCGUGCCAGUGAAACUCUUAUGCACGCGAAGUGUUAACGUUCCAUUGUGUUAUUUUUAUAAUUAAAAGAAUUAGUGCCUUGAUUCUAAGUGACACAAGGAGCAUUUGGCGAUAUUGAUUAAGACAUGGCUCAUCGACAUAAAGAUUAGCGAGUGUCGUGAAUUGUCGUCGUUGAUUUAGUUUAAUUUAAUUCAAUCGAGACUUUUUUGGCGAUCGACGAAGUGUCGUUGAAUCGAAGACUAAAAUCUCGCAAAACUACGCAGUGAAUUUUCAAUUCGGUAAUCUGGAACCGCGAUGAUGUGCGUUAUCAAUACGAUGGUCUCAGCUGAUGUCGUAUGUGUAUCAUCGUCAAUUUAAUUCUUCGAUCGAUUUCUCCAAUAUAUUCUUAAUUCGGGAAUUGAUUGCGAGAGACUUUGCGCGAUAAUUAAACUGGAAAAAAUGCACGCUUUGCAGCGAACUCGCUGUCCGCACUUUGCCGGCUGAGAAAGAGAGCUUUUUCCGCAGCGAUUCCAGAUUAUUGCAACGGACUGCAACGUCAGCUGAUCUCUUUCUAAUCCAGUACGCUUUCACCAACUUCGAUCAAAGGUGUGCUGAGAAAAAAUGACAGGAAGUACUAACAACGAAAUGGGCCAGGGGGUGACAUCGGGUGUCUUGGGCGACGGUAGGAAGCAUACGGUUCAUUGGUUUCGUAGGGGACUCCGGCUACACGACAACCCUUCAUUGAGGGAAGGUCUGGCGGGGGCGUCCACUUUCCGGUGCGUCUUCGUACUGGACCCCUGGUUCGCCGGAAGCACCAACGUCGGUAUCAAUAAAUGGAGGUUCCUACUGCAAUGUCUGGAGGAUCUAGACUGUUCCUUAAGGAAGCUAAAUUCCCGUCUAUUCGUGAUCCGUGGCCAACCAGCCGAUGCGCUUCCCAAACUCUUCAAGGAAUGGGGCACGACAGAUCUGACCUUCGAGGAGGAUCCGGAGCCAUUCGGCCGCGUGCGAGAUCACAAUAUCUCGGCACUCUGUAAAGAGCUUGGUAUCUCGGUGGUUCAGAAAGUCUCGCACACUCUCUACAAAUUAGACGAGAUCAUAGAGAGAAAUAAUGGAAAACCGCCGUUGACCUAUCAUCAAUUUCAAAACAUCGUCGCUGGCAUGGACCCACCGGAACCGCCAGUACCAACGGUAACUGCCGCUUGCAUCGGUAGUGCCUAUACUCCUCUUAAGGACGACCACGAUGACCAUUAUGGCGUGCCCACCCUCGAGGAACUCGGGUUUGACACGGAAGGUCUUCUACCCCCCGUAUGGGUCGGCGGCGAGAGCGAGGCCCUGGCACGGCUCGAGCGUCAUCUCGAGAGGAAAGCGUGGGUGGCGAGUUUCGGCAGGCCGAAAAUGACACCGCAGUCUUUAUUGCCGAGUCAAACCGGGCUCUCGCCUUAUCUGCGAUUCGGGUGUCUCAGCACGCGGCUCUUUUACUACCAGCUCACUGAUCUGUACAAAAAGAUAAAGAAGGCUGUGCCACCACUGUCGUUGCACGGACAGUUGCUUUGGCGCGAGUUCUUUUAUUGCGCCGCGACAAAGAACCCUAAUUUCGACCGCAUGCAGGGUAACCCAAUUUGCGUGCAGAUACCGUGGGACAAGAACGUCGAGGCGCUCGCAAAGUGGGCGAACGGUCAGACGGGAUUUCCGUGGAUCGACGCGAUCAUGACUCAACUGCGCGAGGAGGGCUGGAUACAUCAUCUGGCCAGACAUGCGGUUGCCUGCUUCUUGACCAGGGGCGACCUUUGGAUCUCAUGGGAGGAAGGAAUGAAGGUGUUUGAUGAGCUGCUCUUGGACGCCGAUUGGUCUGUCAACGCCGGCAUGUGGAUGUGGCUGUCAUGCAGCUCGUUUUUUCAACAAUUUUUCCACUGCUAUUGUCCCGUGCGAUUCGGCAGAAAGGCGGAUCCGAAUGGCGAUUAUAUCAGACGCUAUCUGCCGGUGCUGAAGAACUUUCCGACCCGGUACAUCCACGAACCGUGGAACGCGCCGCUCAGCAUACAACACGCUGCCAAAUGUAUCAUCGGCAAGGAAUACUCUCUGCCGAUGGUGAAUCACAACAAGACCUCGCGCAUCAACAUCGAGCGGAUGAAGCAGGUGUAUCAGCAGCUGAAUAAGUACCGCGAUAACGGAGCUUCAUUCAAAGGAGAAAAGAUCGGCUUGCUGAACGCAUUGCUGGCGCCGCCGACGAAGGAUGCUGACGAGGAAAAAAGGAAGCAGGACUCACCGAAUCGGGGGAACGAGGAGAAAAUGGAAACUAUUAGUAAUUCCGCGCAACAGCAGCAGCAACAACAGCAGCAGCAAUAGCGAUAGCUGAUAAUAAUAAUUUAAUAAAUACGUUAAUGUGUUAUGUGAUAACGUUGACGCUGUCUUUCUUGUGGAUUUUACUAAA
Messenger RNA from Cataglyphis hispanica, 2790 nucleotides. RefSeq names its product cryptochrome-1-like (gene Cry2). Gene Ontology annotation, molecular function: FAD binding; DNA binding. Gene Ontology annotation, cellular component: cytoplasm; nucleus. Bases 981 to 2705 code for a protein of 574 amino acids. The record is from RefSeq and is a predicted model, not a curated record. The transcript is spliced from 11 exons. NCBI's taxonomy places the organism in Eukaryota, Metazoa, Arthropoda, Insecta, Hymenoptera, Formicidae. Gene Ontology annotation, biological process: circadian regulation of gene expression; entrainment of circadian clock by photoperiod; negative regulation of DNA-templated transcription.